Messenger RNA from Tachysurus vachellii, 1634 nucleotides. RefSeq names its product LEM domain containing 1 (gene lemd1). The record is from RefSeq and is a predicted model, not a curated record. NCBI's taxonomy places the organism in Eukaryota, Metazoa, Chordata, Actinopteri, Siluriformes, Bagridae. The coding region runs from base 162 to 1325 and encodes 387 amino acids. The transcript is spliced from 10 exons. Gene Ontology annotation, molecular function: DNA binding.
ACACCACAGCAUGUCUGCUAGCUAUUCUGAGAGCUUGCUUUGUGGAUUUGCUUGUAGGUGUUUGGUUACCAGGGGCUUAAAAGAGCAGCAAGAACACUUCAGUCCUCCUGCACCAUUAGAGAGAGUUUUAUAUAUGUGUGUGUUAGUAGUUAAGGUUUAAUAUGCCCGUGUUUGUAGAAAAUGCCUCUCAGUUUUCUAAACAGCGCCUGAAGUCGGAGUUAAUUUCCCAUAAUAUUGAGCUGCCGCCUGCAGGAAGUGACAAACAAGUUUAUCUGGAGGUUUAUAUGAAGCAUAUGGGGGAUAAAAACACUACUGAUUUCUCUAGUGAUGAAGAGGAAAACGUCCGAAAUGGAAAUGAAGAGGAAAAGAGAGGAGACGAUUCAGACAUGGUGGACCUGAGCUCACUGACUGAUGAGCAGUUAAAACGCAAACUGCUUCAGUAUGGAGUCAAAGCUGGACCGAUUGUAGCUACUACUCGAGCACUGUAUGAGAGGAAGCUGCACAGGCUGAUGACCCAACACAGUUUCAACAGUAAAGCUGAUGCUGGGAAAUACUCUGAAAGUGAAGAGGAGGAAUCUGGAUCCGAAGAGCUUGAACCAGAGAGUGUGUCCCAUACUGGACUUAGUGUGAAGCCUAGUACGGUGGGGAUGAAGUAUCAGAGCAAAGAAACAUUUUAUCCUCAGUGCUUUGUACCCCCUGUGAGACAGGGCAGGAAUCAAGAGAGGUCAUUGGAGAGCAGCCAAAGCAGCUUUCUGUCAUUCAGCAUCACACAGCUUGUGGAGGAGGGGAGUAUUGAGAACAGACUGAGUCCUCAGUCAAAGUCUGCAGAGAAUGGGAGAAGCUGUAGCCCCACACCAGUGGCAUGCAAAGCACAACGGCAGCUCGACAAAAGCACAGCAAAUGCGUCUCUCUAUCUGACCCCUGAGUAUUCACCUCUUCAGAAACAAACUACUUCAAUAAAUCCAGCAAUUGAAACUGUAACUGAUGUUCUGAUGGAGAUGUUCCCAGACACUGCAAUAACUCCAACUGGAAUCACUGCCACCAAGAGACGGUCUAUUAAGGGAGCAGCAGGUCGUCCUGUACAGUUCAAAUAUCCAGAUACCCCACUGAGUCCUGUCACACUGGAGAAAUUAGAGCUCCAGCAGCGUCUAGUUCCUCUGUGGGUGCAGAUUGCUGUGUUCCUUUUGGUGGUUGCCUUCCUAUACUUCAUUUACAUAUUGGUGGAAGAGCCACUGGAGAAUCCUUUCAGUGCAUUACUGCAGGGUCUGAGUCAGGAGGCAAGGAGCGACGAUCUUGCGUUUGUCUCUCAGGACACACACACUUGAUAUUGUGUAUGUGGGGUUUUUUUGUAUUGGACUUACUUGCAUAGAAAUUCAUGGUAAUAGCAGGGUUGCAGAAUUCUCUCAGUUGAGGCUGAAUACAUCUAGAUGCAUAUGGUAUGAUCUGUUGGUAAGCUUUUAAAUGUUAUCUACUUUCUACUCACUUAAGUAGGAUCAAUAAAAUGAACUGGUGAGGUUUUGGUUGGAGAGCCACAGGGACCCAUGUCUUAUUCACAGGAGUAUUAUAAUUUAAUUUGCUUUUAUUCUAUUGCGUAAUAUUUUUGAAUAAAUAAAUGAUUUAAUAUAUCUGAGAAA